Molecule: messenger RNA, 1321 nt
Organism: Solanum stenotomum
Lineage: Eukaryota; Viridiplantae; Streptophyta; Magnoliopsida; Solanales; Solanaceae
Product: probable glycosyltransferase At5g03795
Exons: 4
Coding region: 20-1267 (415 amino acids)
Molecular function (GO): glycosyltransferase activity
Source: RefSeq, a predicted model, not a curated record
GGAGCAAGGAGCAGCUCCAAUGGCGUCGGUAAUGAUGUUCAUACUGAUACCGACAGGCUUAGGUGUUGUGAGUUGUCUCUUCAUUCUAUUCUACAUUUCUUUCACUUCCAAUUUCUUUAUCCAUUCCCACCAAACCCAUCUCACAUUCAACUCUACCCUCAACAUUUCAUUUGUUGGAAAUCCAAUUAUUCAGACACAUACGCACGUCCAAUUCAAUGGAAACCAUGUGAAUGACAAUGACGUAUUCCAUGACAGAGAUGCCUUUGUGGACAACUACAAAGAAAUGAAUAGGAGCCUGAAGAUAUAUGUUUAUCCUCACCAAAAGGAUGAUCCCUUUUCCAAUGUACUCUUGGCUGUUGAUUUUGAGCCAGGUGGAAACUAUGCAAGUGAAAGUUACUUCAAGAAAGUUCUCAAGAUGAGCCAUUUUAUUACAAGGGAUCCUUACAAUGCCGAUCUCUUCUUUCUACCUUUCUCAAUUGCACGAUUGCGACAUGAUCCACGAGUGGGGAUCAAUGGUAUUAAAGACUUCAUAAAAAGCUACAUCUUCAAUAUUAGUAAUGAGUACCCUUACUGGAACCUAACCAAUGGGGCUGACCAUUUCUAUGUUGCCUGUCAUUCUAUUGGUCGUUUUGCCAUGGAGAAAGUAGUUGAUGUUAAGAUCAACGCGAUCCAAGUUGUGUGUACUUCAAGUUAUUUCGUAUCAGCAUAUAUUCCACAUAAAGAUGCAUCAUUGCCACAGAUUUGGCCAAGGCCAGGUGGAAACCCAAAUUUUGCACCUUAUAAAAGGAAAAAGUUGGGAUUUUUUGCUGGAUCACUAAAUUCUCCUGUACGUGAAAAGCUUCUAGAGUGGUGGGGAAAUGAUUCCGACAUCUUUGUGCACUUUGGUCGCCUUGAUAGAUCUUAUACUGAAGAACUUGUUGAUAGCAAAUUCUGCCUUCAUGUGAAAGGCUAUGAAGUCAACACUGCUCGCAUUGUUGAUGCCUUGUUUUAUGGCUGUGUACCUGUGAUCAUUGCCAACCAUUAUGAUCUUCCAUUUGUGGACAUAUUAGACUGGAAACAUUUUUCAGUCAUUGUUGCCACGCUAGAUAUCCCUCUAUUGAAGAAAAUCCUUCAAGGCAUAACUCAACAGGAGUAUUUAGUAUUGCAAAGCAAUGUUCUUAAGGUAAGAGAACACUUCCAGUGGCAUGUUUCCCCAAUUGAUUUUGAUGCCUUUUAUAUGGUUAUGUAUGAGUUGUGGCUAAGGAGAAGUUCUUUAAGGCUUCAAUGAACGGUUUACCAGAUAAUAUCUUCAUUAUGAUAUUAAUCCCAUUUUUCAUUGGGG